This is a messenger RNA of Saccostrea cuccullata (small rock oyster), 1438 nucleotides long. RefSeq names its product protein N-terminal glutamine amidohydrolase-like. Gene Ontology annotation, cellular component: cytosol; nucleus. NCBI's taxonomy places the organism in Eukaryota, Metazoa, Mollusca, Bivalvia, Ostreida, Ostreidae. The transcript is spliced from 6 exons. The record is from RefSeq and is a predicted model, not a curated record. Bases 29 to 622 code for a protein of 197 amino acids. Gene Ontology annotation, molecular function: protein-N-terminal glutamine amidohydrolase activity; protein-N-terminal asparagine amidohydrolase activity.
CCUCAAAUCGAAAGUAGAAAUUAAGAAAAUGAGCAUUGAUGUAGUGAAGGAGGGUUGUGUUUAUACUUCUUGUUACUGCGAAGAAAAUGUCUGGUGUUUAUGUGAUAAAAUUCAAAAAGAAUACCCUGAUAAGAUCGAGAAGUGCUACUGCAUAUUUAUAUCCAACAAGAAAAGAGCGAUUCCAUUUUGGAGACAGAGAGCAAGUAAAAGAGAAGAUGGACAAGUAUUUUGGGAUUACCAUGUUAUAUUCAUCUACCAACCCUCAGGGUCAUCUGCAAUGGUCUAUGACCUUGACACAACCUUGACAUUUCCGUGUGACUUUAGGAGAUAUUAUGAGGAAUCCAUCAAAGAUGAUAGACGUUUUAAACCUGAAUAUCAGAGAUUAUUUCGAGUUAUACCAGCAGCUGAAUUUUUGCAAACGUUUGCAUCAGACAGAUCACACAUGUUGACCCAGGACGGUCAGUGGAUGUCCCCUCCCCCUGUCUAUCUCCCAAUUAAAACAGAAGAAUGUUCCAACAACAUUCAGGAAUUUAUCUCUAUGGAAAAAGAAAUUAACCAUGGAGUCGUUCUCAGUUUACAAGAACUUCUAGAAAGGUUUAUGCGCAACAGUGACAAUACUUAAAAGUGAUAUUAUACUUGACAUUGUAUAGUUCUCCACAAGCACUGUGAUAUUUCGUUAAUUUAUUAGUACUUUAAUGUACUUUAUACAUUAUUUGUAAUGGUGAUUCUUAUUUUAUAUACAGUCAAACCUGCAUCUUCUAUUGUGAUCUUGAAAACGUCAAGAGUCUGUGCUAAAAAUCUAGUACACUAAAAAUACUGUAGAUCACUAAUUCUAGCGACACCUUAUUUUCACGAAAUAGUCAUUGACUAUUUAUUAGCGAGACAUCAUUUUCACAAAUUGUUGUUAUUCCUCUAAAUAAUCUUGAGGAAUACUUUCAAUUUUCGUGAGCUCAUCGCCUUGCAUAUUAUGCAAAAAUAAAUUUCUCACGAAUUAAAAAAGAUUUACAGUAAUUGACCACAUUUUCGAUAAAUUGUUAAGUACACGUAUGCUGUUCAUUAAAAUAAUAUGUUAUAUACUGUAAAUCUUGAAUUUUUUACGUCAAUUUUAUUUUGUGAAUUUGGGUCAAAAUGGUGUUGAUUAAUUUUUUCCUUUCAAAAUUUUGCAAAUUACCACUGCUUUGUUUACAUUUUCUUAUUGGUAAUUUAUUUUUAAGAAAAAUAUUUUUGCAAAUGCAAUGAACUCACAAAUUGCUAAAACUUUAUCUACAGCAAAAAUUUCCAGAUUUAUGGUUUGGUAUAGAGGAUUCAAGGUAUCAUUGUUGGACAUUUUCAUGGCAUUAAUGUAACAAUGCUAACAUUGUAGGAUUAAACUGUAUAUGUUUAAUUACCAUAAAUGGAAAUUUUUUUGUAUUUCUAAUAUAUAAAUUAAUUUUUCAGA